GUUGUCACUUGUCAAUAUCUCUAAUAAUAAUGAUACAGCUAGUUUCUUCCAUUCGGUGUUACAUGUUCCCUAAUCUGGGAAACAACAAAUUAUAGAAUAGACGUGUACUUUCGACUUUUUCAUACUCCCAAAUUAAUAAAAACCUUUUAAAAUUUAGGAAAGUUUUACUGUAAAAAAACCAUAUUCGUAAUCUCAACAUUUCUUCUUAGUUACGAACCCGAUUUCUUUCUUCUUCUUCUCGAUCUCUCUCUCGACGUCUCGAUCAUUUCCUCGCCAGGAAGCUUCUUUGAUCUGAAUCGUGUGGUUUCGUUUCUUAAUUUAUUUUAAAAUUUUAAGCGGUUGCGAUUCUCUUUGGACGGUCCUGAAAGAUGGAAACAGAAACGGAACACCAUCGAACUGUCUCUGUCGACGACAACGACAGCCUCUUACCAGAGCCUAGCUCUACGAAAGAAAGCCUUCUCGAAGAUAUCUCGCUUAGUGGCCAAGUUUUGAACCCAGAACUAGCGAGUGCAGGCGAAGUUCUGACAAAAGUUGAAUUGGAUUUUGCUUUUAUCUCCGAGAAGUUGGUGAAUCUUUGUCUUCUUACUAUGCAACUCGGCUCCAGGGAAAACGACUUUGAGUCCUUUGUUUCUGAGAAAGAAGAAGGAGAAGAACCUUCGAAUAACGAUGAUGAUGAUGAUUCGGCUGAGAAGGCGUUGGAGUUUGACCUCUUGUCUUCAAUCCUCAGUUCAGAGGUUAAAGAAGUUGAGUCUCUUCUUGGUUUUCUCCAGAACGAAAUCCAAAGUGCCCGUGUCAUGAUAUCUCCGUUUCAACAAGAUGGAGAAGGUAUCUCUGAUUUGGAAGGAAAGUUACAUGAUGCUGAGCAAUCUUUGGGACAGUUAAGAGACCAAGUGGUGGAAAUGAAGAAGCAAUCUUCUAACUUUCACAAGUUAUCUUCUGGUUUGGAUGAACUUGGAAGCUGGUCCCAAGGUCGUGCUGCAGAAUCUCAAAACGAUGGUGAGUUUGGUGAUCUGAGCUCUAAGAUCAAUAUGCAGACUGCUGAUCAGCAGAGGAACGUUUUGAGGAUGCUUGAGAAAUCUUUGGCCAAGGAGAUGGAACUUGAGAAGAAACUAAGUGAGUCGAGAAACACUGAGUACGAACUAGGGAUGAAACUGUAUUCUUCCGAACAGGAUGUUGUCUACAUGGAAGAAGUAAUCGAGGAUGCGUAUUCCAGGUGUCUUGAGGCAGAGAAUGCAUCUGAAGUCUUUAAAGGAAUGUCAAAGGAGAUGUCUGGAAAACUCCAGAUUCUUCAGUUUAAUCUAAGCGGCUCUUUCAAGCGAGAAGACAACUUGAAGACUGAGCUCAAGGAACGUCUAGAAGCUGAGGAAUGUGCCUUGCACAAGCUUGAUAGCAGCAAUGCAAGACUUCAUGACUUUCUUAUGGCACAAACAGAAGGCUUAAAAGAGAGUUUGAAAGAAGCUGAAGAUAAAUUGAUUCUGUUGAACACUGAGAACUCCACAUUAAGUGAAAAAGUUAGCUCUCUUGAGGAACAACUGAAUGAAUAUGAGCUUCAAACAAAAGAUGUGGAUGCUACUUCUGCUGCUCAGAUAACAGAUCUCGAACGUAUCAACGAGGACCUGAAAGAGAAACUAGCGAAAACUGAGGCAAGGGCUGAAGAAGCGGAAUGCAAAUACAAAACGCUAGAAGAAGGCAAAAAGGAGCUCCAAGGCGAGUUGGAGAAGUUAGCAUCGCUUGAGAAACACUUGCGGGACUCGGAUCUUCAGCUAGAACAUGCAGUUGCAGCUGUUGAAGCAAGUAAAGAAAAGCAGAGCUUGUUAUACUCCACUGUUUCUGAUAUGGAGGAUGUGAUCGAGGAUCUGAAAUCGAAAGUUUCAAAGGCUGAAAACAGGGCUGACUAUACUGAAGAGAAGUUGAUCAUGGUAUCUGAGUCUAAUGCAGAGCUCAACGAUGAACUGAAAUUCUUCAAAGGUAGAUUGAAAGACAUGGAGAAAUACUUACAGCAAGCAGAAGAAAGAAAAUCGCGAACCGCUAAAGAUAUCGCUGUACAUAACAAGAUCAUGAAAAAACUGGUCAUGCAACUAGCUGCUGAACGAGAACGCCUUCAUAAACAGAUAACUAACUUGUCAAGAGAGAACUGUGUGUUGAUGGUGAAGUUGAAGAAGAUUGGAAAGACCGGUUAUGUAGAGAGUGGAAAUGGAAGUGAAGUUUCACCAAAGUCUGACCAUCAAGAAAGUAAACCUGAAGCCACCAUCACUUCACUAACUAAUAAUCUACAGGAAGAAGAAACAGAGUCAAGAGCAGAUAUUGGAAGUGUAAGGAGAUUGGAUGUUGGAGCUAUUGGGUUCAAGCAAAUUCUCGUUGCAAUCUUCGUGAUCUUAACGUCGUCAGUGGCUUAUUUUAUAUCCCAACAAAACAUCUAAGAGUCUUUAACUUUUUUUGAAGAAUCUCAUAGGCUCCAGUUUUGUUUCUCUGUUUGUCAUUAGUUUACAAUGACGGAUUAAAUUUUAGUUUUUUUUUUGGCUAAUCUUAAUUACAGAAAAUCUGCUACAAUAAGUCAAAACAUGCUUCUUGUUUUUAAAUAUCUUCAGUGUUAACUUAACCCCCCAACUCUGUAUUGAUUCUUUCAAUUACUACAAAUAAACUUCAAUGUCCAAUAUCAUAAGUAAGCUCAUCUGCACAUCUAAUACUUGAUCUGUGAAAUAUGAAUGAGAACAUCCAAAACCUGUUGCAUCACCGGUCGUCUCUUCUUGUCAUACGUGGUGCAACUUCGGAUGAGUGUGCACAACUGUAUCGCCGCAUUCACAGGAUAAUCGUUCCCAAGUCGGGGAUCGAUGAUUUCCCCAAUGAAGAAAGGUCUAGUCCAAUCAUCUAGGGUUUGCCUGUUGACACACUUUGCUAUAUCUUUCGAACCAGUUAAAAGCUCAAGCAAGAUCACACCAAAUGUGUAAACAUCGUUCAUUGCCAACUGAC
Molecule: messenger RNA, 2970 nt
Organism: Thlaspi arvense
Lineage: Eukaryota; Viridiplantae; Streptophyta; Magnoliopsida; Brassicales; Brassicaceae
Source: the annotation of a GenBank genome assembly